UGAUCCUUACACUUGGAAGCAUGUGGUCGCAAGCUGGUGACCAUGACAUCCUUUUGCCGAUGUUGUCUCUCUGAAUCUCGCCCUUUCUAGAGAGAGAAACACACACUGUGUGUGAAAAUGGAUCUCUGCCUCCGGCGGUCUUCUCAUCCAUGUUCAUCUUAUUUCGAUUAUCAGCCCUCUGACCAGCUGGUACUGUUGACCCUGUAGUUUGGUAAACUUUUGUGUUAGACAUGUGGGGUUUUGCUUCAAACGCCAUUGCUGGUUCCUCUGGACUUAAGAACGAUUCUCUUAGACCCGCUCAACCUUCUUCCGAUUGCUCAGAUGACGAGGUUUCGGUAAAUAACAGCAGAGAGGAAGGUUUUGAGUGCCCAAUUUGCUGGGAAUCUUUCAAUAUUGUCGAAAAUGUGCCCUAUGUAUUAUGGUGUGGUCAUACCCUCUGCAAGAACUGUGUCCUUGGGCUACAAUGGGCUGUUGUGAAACUGCCAACUCUCCCAAUCCAGCUCCCAUUCUUCAUAUCGUGCCCGUGGUGCAACCAGUUGUCGUUUCGGCUAGUUUAUAAAGGGAAUCUCAAGUUUCCCCGAAAGAAUUACUUUCUUCUUUGGAUGGUCGAGAGCAUGAAUGGUGAUAGAGUCAAGUCUCAUUCCUCAUCCUGCAUGGACCAUCUACCAGUAUCUGGUUGGUCAUGGAACCGAGGCUGGGCCAGCAAUCAGUUGAGCUCGAGCCGAGGAAGUAACACGGUUGGACCGGGUGUCGGUGAUUCCAAUCGUCAACAAGAUUCGCGGGUUACACAUUCCAACACAGAAAGGCUCCACUCGUCUCUACGUAAGUCGUUAAUCUUCUUUGUUCACUUAACGGCUAAGUUCCCUUUGGUCUUCAUAUUUCUGCUUAUUGUGUUAUAUGCCAUACCUGCAAGUGCAAUCAUCUUGGCAGUGUACAUUCUCAUUACGAUUCUGUUUGCUGUUCCGUCUUUUCUUGUUCUGUAUUUCGCGUACCCGAGUCUUGAUUGGCUGGUAAGGGAGAUCAUCAAUUAGCGAUGCAAUUUGUCGAACAAACUUGUUUGAAGUUGGGAAGACUUUAGUUUUUAAGAAGAUCUGAUCAUGAGUUUGUAGAUGGACAGUAAGAUGGCAAUUUAAUCAAGUCUUUUUGGUGGGUGUUUGGUUCUUUUUAUUUUGUGUUUCUGUUGAUGCAUUAUAUGGAGAGAAGGAGAGAACAUGGUUAAAUAAGAGAAUAUGAGAAUGGUUAAUAUUC
Molecule: messenger RNA, 1248 nt
Organism: Cynara cardunculus var. scolymus (artichoke)
Lineage: Eukaryota; Viridiplantae; Streptophyta; Magnoliopsida; Asterales; Asteraceae
Exons: 2
Coding region: 231-1031 (266 amino acids)
Source: RefSeq, a predicted model, not a curated record